This is a messenger RNA of Telopea speciosissima, 1070 nucleotides long. Its product is annotated as mRNA turnover protein 4 homolog. The transcript is spliced from 8 exons. NCBI's taxonomy places the organism in Eukaryota, Viridiplantae, Streptophyta, Magnoliopsida, Proteales, Proteaceae. Gene Ontology annotation, molecular function: RNA binding. Gene Ontology annotation, biological process: nuclear-transcribed mRNA catabolic process; ribosomal large subunit assembly; rRNA processing. Gene Ontology annotation, cellular component: nucleolus; preribosome, large subunit precursor. The record is from RefSeq and is a predicted model, not a curated record. The coding region runs from base 111 to 800 and encodes 229 amino acids.
CAUCCGCAAAACCUAAAAGCAAAUUGAACAGGUUUUAGUCUGAGACUUGAACUUCGAAGGGUUCUGCGAGAAGCGAAGAAGCGAGGAGGAGCCGCCAUAACACCUCAGAGAUGCCUAAAUCGAAGCGUAACAGACCUGUCACAUUAUCGAAGACUAAGAAGAAGGGAAGGGGGCACAAAGAAUCAAUCGUGAAUUCGAUAAGGGAUGCAGUAGAAAAAUUCAACUCUAUCUAUCUUUUCUCUUUUGAGAAUAUGAGAAAUCAGAAGUUCAAGGAGUUUAGAGAGCAGCUUAAGUCUACCAGCAGGUUUUUCCUUGGAUCCAACAAAGUGAUGCAAGUUGCUUUAGGCAGAUCUUUUGCUGAUGAAAUAAGGCCUGGCAUUCACAAAGUCUCUAAGCUAUUGCGGGGAGAUACUGGGCUUUAUUUCACUAAUUUGCCAAAAGAAGAGGUCCAAAGAUUGUUUGAAGAAUAUGAAGAAUAUGACUUUGCAAGGACGGGAACCACAGCUACGGAAAAGGUGGAACUCAAAGAAGGGCCUCUAGAUCAGUUCACACAUGAGAUGGAGCCAUUUCUUCGCAAGCAAGGGAUGCCUGUACGAUUGAACAAAGGUGUGGUGGAGCUUGUUUCUGACUUUGUUGUAUGUGAAGAAGGAAAUCCUUUAUCACCUGAGGCAGCUCGCAUACUGCGUCUGCUUGGGAUUAAGAUGGCUACAUUCCGCCUUCAUCUAAUCUGCCUGUGGAGCCCAGAUAAUUUUGAAUUAUAUAAAGAAGGGCUGGAUUUUUCAGAUGUUGAAUCUUCAUAGGCCCCUGCGCGCUGCGGGUAUGUGUGCGAGCUGCGGGUAUGUGUAAACACUAAAGAUGUUCAUGCACCUGAACUGUAUGAAUGGUUAUAGGUAAUACUAGCAUGAUAGGUUGGGGGAUGUUGGGUGCUAGAUUGAGUCUGGUUGAAAAUUUGUUUUUCUGCCUUUGCUUGCCCCUGUGCUUAGGCCUUGUAAUGUACUGAGAUUGAGAGGUAAACUAACAUCUUGUUCACAAAACUUAUUUUGGUUUUCAUGAGCGGAGUAGUUACUUUU